UUUCACUCAUCGAAUGAAUUUGUGGUGGUGGCGUUGGUGCUCGAGGAAUAUCACCCAAUUCAGUACUUUAAGUUUUCAAACUCUCUUCUUUCCUUUCCCUCGUAAAAGAACUUCUUGCCAUUCCAUUGCAAUGAAUUGUCCUGUGUCCAAUCAACGUGUUCGUGUAUUAAAUAAUAAACCUGUUCAAGAGAGCAGAGAGUUUGUAUUGUAUUGGAUGCAAGCAGCUGUUCGUUUAACCUACAACUACGCCUUACAAUAUGCAGUAUUUAGUGCGAAUCAGUUGGGAAAACCUUUGUUGAUAUGUUUUGGUCUGACAGAAUCUUUUCCUGAAGCAAACGCUCGUCACUAUGCAUUCUUAUUGGAAGGCUUGCAAGACGUACAACGACAAUUGGCGGAAAGAAAGUUGUCAAUGGUAGUGUUUCAUUCAGAGCCCGAACAAAUGGUUGAAAAGUUAUUCCAUAAAGCGGUACAAGUAGUAGUGGACAUGAACUAUCUUCGAGUAACCAAGAAUUGGCGCCAACGCGUUGCAAGUAAUAUCGACUGCAGUUUUAUUCAAGUGGAAACUGAGUGUGUCGUUCCAGUGGAAUUGGUUACUGACAAAGAAGAGUAUGCUGCUAGGACAAUUCGACCUAAACUAUGGAAACAUGCCAACAAGUUUCUUAUUCCUUGGGCAGACACUAUUCAUGUUGAGAACCAGUUGGUGGAUAUUCCUCAGAUAGAUGAGUUGACUGUUUUGGAUUUGCAAGGAGAAGCCAAAGAACUAGUUGAACGAUUGAAUGUAGAUAAGACUGUGCCACCCGUAUCCCAUUUUGUCGGAGGGGAAACGGAAGCCAAAAGAAGACUUGCAGAGUUUUGUCGAUCCAAGUUACGAGAUUACGAGAAGAAAAGGAACGAUCCUAGUUUGAAUUGUGGUAAGGUAGUAUUUCUUGUAUUUGUUUGUUGGAGAGCAAAGUAUCUUUGUCUAGUGAGUCAUAUGUCUCCUUAUUUGCAUUUUGGUCAUAUUUCUCCUGUUGAAAUUGUAUGUCAAGUACAACAAGCUCAAGCAUCAAAAACUUGCAAAGAUGCCUUUAUAGAAGAAGUAUUUAUUCGAAGAGAACUUAGUUUCAAUUUCUGUUACUACUGUGACAAGUAUGAUGCCUUUGACUGUUUGCCUACUUGGGCCAAACAGACCAUGAGUGAACACUCCAAAGACCCGAGACAGUUUUCUUAUACUUUGGAGCAGUUGGAAACAGCAGUUACUCACGACCCCUAUUGGAAUGCAGCACAACUUGAAAUGGUGCAAACAGGAAAGAUGCACAAUUAUAUGCGUAUGUACUGGGGAAAGAAGGUCAUUGAGUGGACAACAAAUCCUGAAGAGGCAUUUCGAAUAUUGCUUUAUUUGAAUAAUAAAUACGAGUUGGAUGGAAGAGACCCCAACAGCUUUACAGGAGUUGCUUGGUGUUUUGGAAAACAUGAUAGAGCUCAUAUGGAGCGUCCUAUUACUGGCAAGUUGAGAUAUAUGUCUGCAGAAGGAUUGAGAAGAAAAUUCAAUAUCGAGUCAUAUGUAAGACAAUAUCUAACAUCCAACCAACAGAACAAGAUACUUUCAGUUUUCUACGGUAAUAAUAAUAAUAAUAAUCCACAUAAAAGAAAGAGAACUACGAAAUAGGGAAAUUUUUCAUAAAAGUCUUCAAAGAUAU
Messenger RNA from Galdieria sulphuraria, 1679 nucleotides. Its product is annotated as deoxyribodipyrimidine photo-lyase isoform 2. Lineage: Eukaryota; Rhodophyta; Bangiophyceae; Galdieriales; Galdieriaceae. Bases 131 to 1648 code for a protein of 505 amino acids. The transcript has 3 exons. Gene Ontology annotation, biological process: photoreactive repair. Gene Ontology annotation, molecular function: deoxyribodipyrimidine photo-lyase activity. The record is from RefSeq and is a predicted model, not a curated record.